CUCCCCACUCCAAUUAUAUAACCCCCAACGGCCAUCACAAAAUAACAAGAGUGUAGUAUACUCCCCAAUUCCAUGAGACUAUAGAAAAAGGGAUGGGACGGAAUACCAGUCUUGAAAACUAGUCAAUGUGGUGGAAUUACUACUUGUCCAUUCCCUCCCCUAUUUUAAUUCCUAGCUACUACAUCACUGGCUUGCUUAUGCUAGCUGCUUCCUCCCAUCUCCCCUACUAAUUAUUCCCAUCACAGUCCUCUCUUCUUCCUGCCCCCAUAUCAUUCCAAUCCUAACAUGGUGCGUCACAUAGACUGCAUGUAGAGAGGCAGACGAGGUCAAGGACAAGCGGUGGAGGCCAGGAGGCCCGGGCAUGGGGGAGGUGAAGGAGAAGGAGGCGCUGGCGGAGAUCCUUGAGGACCAUCGGAAGGGAUCUUCCGAUGACACCCUACCACCCGCGGGGCUGGACCUCAACGAAGGCUUCAGCGAGGCAAGCGACGACGGGAGAGACGGCGACGAGAACUACGACGACGAUGGCGGUAGCACAAGCGAGGUUGCUGGAGGAGGCAGGAGCUCAAGCAACAACAACAGCACCAACCAUGAAUCAGAAAGCAGCAGGGGUCGUCAUGACAAGGCCGAGGGCAGCGGCGAGAGGGUGCCCACGGUGCGGCAGUACAACCGGUCGAAGCACCCCCGGCUCCGCUGGACGCCGGACCUCCACAUGGCGUUCCUCCAUGCCGUCGAGCGGCUGGGCGGCCAAGAGAGAGCAACGCCAAAGCUGGUGCUUCAGAUGAUGAAUGUGAGGGGGCUCAACAUUGCUCAUGUGAAAAGUCACUUGCAGAUGUACAGAAGCAAAAAGAUAGAGCACGAGUCCAGCCACGAGAGGGCGGCCAUGUCCUCAGUCUUUUCGCCCAUGAAUUUCCACAUGAGGAGAGGGGACCAUCCGUUCCACGACAUGUUCUUCCAGCAGCGAGCUGCCGGCUCGACGCUCACCUCCAGGUUCAACGACGGUGGGGUCUUCACGCCGAGGAAUGCCGGCUUCCCGGAUGCUAGCCGGAUUUACGGGCUCCUCCAAUGCCGGCAGCCUCCAUUACAAACCUUCGACUUCAAGAACAGCACGAGCCUUAGGAAUCAAGAAUGGGCGUUCACCCAGCACGCGGCGGCGGCGAGGGCACGCGCGGUUAAUGACAAUGGUCCGGGGAAAGGGCUAAUCCACGAGAUGAUCUUCAGGAAGGACGGCAAGCCGACGUCGCAUUUGUUCGACGUGAGGGACGCCGCCGCCUCCAGCGGGACGACGUCGCCGUCAACAACAACAACAACCACGAGCCAAGCCGACCGUAGGCCAGAUGGCGCAAAGAUGGGAAGCAUGAAUUGGAUCGGCAGCAGCUCUCGGCCGCUCUCGAAGACAAUGUCGGCUACUGGUUUGGAGCAGGGCGGCCACGCUCAGCUCCCAUUUAGGUGGCGAGGUGCCGCCGGCAGCAAUGGCUGCCACCCCAACGGCAACACUGGCAGAACAACGUCAUCUUCAGAUCCCGUGGUGACAUGUGAAGCAGGUUCCCCGCUCUUGCUGCCGAAGCAGGGAGUGCCGAGGACUCCAGCCAAAGCUACUGAGGAGACGAGCAUCGGAGCAGACGCGAGGAAAACGAAGGCAUCGGCUGCGGCGGAGGAGAACGGGUGGGCGCCGGAGUUGCAGCUAAGCCUGAGCCCCAACGCGGCGGCAGACACUGCAGGAAGGGGCAAGAAGAGGAACAGCGCUGGGCAGGAGGUGAGCAGCGACAAGGUGCCACUCUCUCUCUCGCUGUCAUUACAUGGUGGCGUCGUCGACGACGACGACGGUGGUGGCCGGGAUGGCAGGAGGUUAGAGGUAGCGACAGGUAGCAGCAGCAAGAAGGCCGCUCUGGGGCUGAGUACUUUGGAUCUGACCAUGUCGAUCAAGACAUUGGAGUGAGAUCUUUCAAGUACUUGUCCCAAGGCCUUCCAAAACUUGCACACUGCACCAUGCGAUUAAUUAAUAAGAUUGUUGAUCUAAUUUAACCAUGCAUGCUUCCGGACAAAUAUAUAAAUAUAUAUUUCUUAUCUUGAGUGACAUGUAGUAGCUAGGAUGACUGUUCUGCCACAUUAUAUGGUCACAUGCAUGAUCAAAACAAAAUUUUGUCAGGCAUGGUAUCAUUGGGCUUCUAAAUCAUAUAUAUCUGUAAAAAAUGAAACAAAAUGCACACUUAUUAGUCAAACGCUUAAUCAUAAUUACAAUUUUUGUUGCCAUAAGAGUUUUUUGGGUACAUUAGGGCAGUCUUAUACCAAAUACACACUUAUCGAUCAAACCGUUAAUCAUAAGAUGCACUAUAUCUAAUUACUGGCAUUCAUAAACAUUCCCUCCGUUCACAAAUAUAAUAUGUUUUGGAUAUUUUCAUAUGGAGUACAUACAGACUAAAAUGAGUGAACAAACGCACUAAAACGUGUCUAUAUAUACACCUGAUUCAGAAAAAGUUAGAACAUCUUAUAUUUGUGAACGGAGGAAGUAGAUGUUUAAUGAGAUAUAUAGUGCACCAUAUAUAAUGACAUUAAGCUCUCCUAGUGCACUAUAUCGUUUUAGUGUUAUACAUAUCUAAAACAACACCCUUAUCUAGUGUCUUUUGUGAGAGAAAAUUUAUGAGAUAUUUUGAAUUUGGUGCUAAGAUCUACAUCUGGAAUUCGGGAUUAAGAUAUGGUUUGCUUUCUCUUUCCUCAUGAAAUUGGGUGCCACAUCAUAUUUUUAGUUAUGAACCUAUGCUAAGAUACAAGCAUACAUAUCCAUAAACUCGUUUUUUUGGUCAUAAAUAAACUGGUUUAAUUUGUUCUGGUGCGCAUGCUCAAAUACUUAAAUUUUCUAUACUAGAUUAGGAUGUGCAGUACUUGUUACACGGCCCCGCUCAAAAAAGGUACGUGUUACCCAGUGUAAUUUAAGCGCAUCACGGUUAGUCUGGAAUGUUCUAGAAAGUAGCUUCACCUUCCAUACUUUUUAUGAUUAUGUAUACAACUCAGCUCAAUUAAAUUAAAAUUAGUUAUAUCAUCGACUCAUCGUAGAGUAUUAGAAAUUAUAGGUAACCCACUAAGUUAUAUAUGCUAUGUUUCAUGGUUGCCAUUUUGAUUUCAUGAGAAACGUGAAAUCAUACAUACAUAUCUAUUUAUUUCACCUAGAAACUGCAUAAAAUGACUGAGACUAACAACAUAAUAGUAUUAUGCAUGUUUAAGCAUUUGUUGAUGAAAAAUAAGACUUGUAAGUUCCACAGUGACAUAUAUCAUAUUAGUUUCAGACGAGAUUGAUAAUAUUAUGCUUUUAGACAAGAUUGAUAAUGUUAGCCCUUCACGCCCAAUUGAGCAUUUUGAGUCCGGCUCUUGUCAAUCGCACCCUUAAAAUAUGUUUACAUCUAUCUUAUACAAAAACAUAUUUAGGGUGGAGGCAUUGUGGGUAUGUCCAUGUACUAGCCAGUAUUCAAGACAGUGUAUAUUUUUUUAUUUUAGUUCGAUAUAAAUUUCUGAAGUAUAAUCUUGCCUAGAUUUAUCCACCAGAUCCAGUCAAGUACUUGUUCUAAAAUUGGAAACAUUGGCUGUCCAACAAUCUCCUAACUAAAAAUGACUGUGAUGCUUAAUCUUUAUGUAGUAGUGUUGUAACACCAGCAAAGUGUACUUAACUAGUUUUCAUAAUAAAAUUCAUUUUGCAAGAAUAUAUAGCAAAAUUUUGGAUGGAAUAUUUAAUAGCAAUAAGAUGUCAUUUAGUUUUGAUCUAGAAUUUAAUGCCCAUAUAUAUAUACAAUAUGAGGUAAACGCGGAAAUAACAAUUUUGUUGUUUGCACUUAAUUGAUGAUAUAUAGUGGGUAACAUGGCGUUAUAGUCCAGCAUGUAUAAUGGCAUGGCAUAUCUUUAUCAUAUUAUGUGCCUGUAUACUUAUAACUCUUCUAGAUGAAAGUUACAGAGAGCUUUUUCGUUCUACAUGAGUUCAAAUGAUCAACUGCAACAUGCAUGUUCCAUUAACAUGAUAUUAAGUACUGUAAAAAAAGCAUAUCAUACUAUCGCAUAUUUAAUUGUACCAUCUCCCUCCUAUCCAAAAUAAGUGUCGCGGUUUUGAACUAAAGUUAGUUCAACCUUAGUUCAAAGUUGUGACACUUAUUAUGGAUCGGAGGGAGUGUAUGAUAUUACCUCGGUCCUGAAUUAGUUAUCUUCAAUUUGAUACAUUCGUAUCUAGACAAAUCUAAGACAACUAAUUGUCUUAGAUUUGAAACAUCCAUAUCUAGACAAAUUCAAGACAACUAAUUUGGGACAGAGGGAGUACAUACAUUCGCCCAUAUAUCAUAUGCAUUGAUAGCAAAUAUGCAAGUUUUCGCUUCUCGUGAAAAAAUUUCAUUUGUAGGUUUAACUGCAAAGUUCAAACUUAUUUGUUUUUUUCUUCAUGCCCCUCAAUUAAGUUCAUACAUUAUACAGAUGAUUUAAUGGAAAACAAGGAAAUGUCGCAAUAUUAUCUUUCAUAUCUCGGGAGGAUAUUCUUUCUCUAACCAGCUCACUUCACUUUUGGGGAGCAACUGGGAUGCGUUCCUUACAAACAAUAUUUUUUUAAUGUAUGUGUGCAACUCAUAUAAACUCUUGUUACUCAUAUAUUAGAACAUGUUAAAUUGGUCAUGUUUUACUCAUACCGCUAUACUCCAUAUGUCCAAAAUAUAUAUUAG
Messenger RNA from Triticum aestivum (bread wheat), 4688 nucleotides. RefSeq lists its product as uncharacterized. The record is from RefSeq and is a predicted model, not a curated record. NCBI's taxonomy places the organism in Eukaryota, Viridiplantae, Streptophyta, Magnoliopsida, Poales, Poaceae. The coding region runs from base 362 to 1936 and encodes 524 amino acids. Gene Ontology annotation, molecular function: DNA binding; DNA-binding transcription factor activity. The transcript has 6 exons.